Messenger RNA from Closterium sp. NIES-65, 1425 nucleotides. The record is from the annotation of a GenBank genome assembly. Lineage: Eukaryota; Viridiplantae; Streptophyta; Zygnematophyceae; Desmidiales; Closteriaceae.
AUGGCCGGCGAUACUAGGCUCACGCAGCCGCGAAGUUUCUCCGAUCCGGCAGCCGGAAACGCGCCUAACACAGCGCCGCGUAACGCGGCGCCAAUCCCGGCGGCGGAGCUUCCGCCGCCCUCAUUCCACGUGGACGUGGCGAUUGCGGGCGGCGGCCUCGCGGGGCUCGCGCUCGCCGCCGGCCUGCAGUCGCGCGGCGUCGAGGCGGCCGUUUUCGAGGCAGCGCCCGCGCUGCGAUCGAGCAACAGCACCGUCCUCGUCAUCUGGCCGAACGGCGCCGCCGCCCUCGACGGAAUCCUGCCCGGGUUGAGCGCUUCCGUGGCGCGACACGGCACGCUGCCCAGGGGAGGCGGAGAGGCGGAAGCGGGGGAAACGGGGGGGACGGGGGGAGCAGGGGAAGCGGGGGAAGCUGGAAGAGCUUGGGAAGCGGGAGGAGUGAGGGGAGCGGUGGGAUUGGGGGAGGGGAGUGAAGAAAGCGGAAGAAGUGAGGUUGAGGCGGUAAAUGUGGUCUGUGAGGUCGCGGGUUCGAAUCCUGGCGAGAAGCAAUUAGUGGUUGUGAGGGCGAAGGUGCUCGUGGGAGCUGAUGGAGUGAGAUCAGCCGUGAGGGAUCAGAUGAUUGGCGACUCGCCACGUUUUCUCAAUCAGAUCGCUUGGAAUUCGUUCCUGAGCACUCCAGUUGAUGUCAGCAGUCCCACUGACGUCAGCAGCUCAAGAGAAUCAAGAGAGGCUGCUGUUCCUGAAUUGACGGCCCUGAUUGACGAGGUGACGGGAUGCAGUGCGAUCUUCAUCACUUUGAAGAACGGCGAGAGAUUCUGGCAGGUGCGAUACGUGGAUUACGAAAUGGACCCAACACUCCAAGGCACCCCCUUUGCAGGCUUCGGCAGCAAGCACAACAUUAAAGCCCGCCUCCUCCCUCUCAUCCAAACCAACCUCCCGCACCACCCGCUCUGGGAACGAGCCUUCCAAGAAGCUUCCUCCACCCCGGAGAAUCUAAUCUUCGAGCGUCGCCAGCUGGACCGUCCGCCGCCCGCUGAUUCGUGGAGCGACCCUGUAUGCGGUAACAGGGUUGUUCUUAUAGGGGAUGCGGCCCAUGCCAUGGAUCCUGGGCCGGGGCAGGGGGCACUGACAGGGUUUGAGGAUGCUCACCAGUUGUCCCUGUGCUUGGGUGAGGCGUGGGAUCCGGACCUGCUUACCAAGCCUGCUGCCGUGGCUGCUGCGGUUUGGGAGUUUGAGGCUCGACGGAUAGCGCGAUGCGUGAAGGUGCAUCGGCAUGCGACCGGGCUGAUUGGGUAUGGGGAGGAGGGGAGGGAGUUCAAGAGCAGGAGUGUGGAGCAUCAGAUGAAAGCUAGCAUGGAGUUGACGAGGUGGAUGUACUCUUACCCUGACAAGAUCGAUGGCGAUCCAGAGUCCAAUUUUUUCAAGUGA